Messenger RNA from Cephus cinctus (wheat stem sawfly), 6453 nucleotides. It is a transcript of the gene trpl, whose product is annotated as transient-receptor-potential-like protein. NCBI's taxonomy places the organism in Eukaryota, Metazoa, Arthropoda, Insecta, Hymenoptera, Cephidae. Gene Ontology annotation, cellular component: membrane; cation channel complex. Gene Ontology annotation, biological process: regulation of cytosolic calcium ion concentration; calcium ion transmembrane transport; manganese ion transport. The transcript has 18 exons. The record is from RefSeq and is a predicted model, not a curated record. The coding region runs from base 2781 to 6236 and encodes 1151 amino acids. Gene Ontology annotation, molecular function: store-operated calcium channel activity; protein binding; inositol 1,4,5 trisphosphate binding.
AUUAAUAGUCGGACCAGUCAGUGUUGGUCGCGUCAACGGUGACAGUGAGUGUGAUGAAGUACAAAGUGAAUUAUUAUUUUUAUUAAUCGUAUAAAAAAUAUGGACGAUCCCCUCGCUGUGGUGUUAAUGGAUAAGGAUUAUUACGAGGGCGAACUAUCGCGCGGGUCUUCAUACGUACGAUCGCUGAGCCACGUCGCGAGUAUGAAGCUUCAGCUGGGUGCCGCCAGGUGGCGCAGUUGUUCGCCGUUGCAAUAGACACGGAGCGAACCUACUAAGGGACGAGAGGUGCAGGGACGCCCUAAGCGCCGAGCAGUAUCUUCGAACGCAGUGCGACCGAGAACGCACUGCCAUUCUUAUGGGAUUUAUAAAUCGUCGUCCACACCGAGAAUCUGUACGAUUUACUUAGUUGCAUUGGUUUUGCUGUGCUGGUUUAUUCUAUGAAGUUUUUUGUUGACUUGAUCUCCUGGACGAGCGAUCUGAUGCGAAGAGGUAACAUCAGGGAUGCUGGAUUCUUAGAUGGAGCAUUGCUGAAUUUGAUCUACGACCCGCGUCCAGUAUUGAUUCUUGGCGCUUUGUCUCUUUUCUGGAGUGGAAAAGAGAAACGUAGGUAGUUUGAUCUUUUGGCUAAAGGACGCGACGGAUGAAGGUUGUUGGAGGGAAAAAAAAAAGCUAAGUAAACUCAUCUUUCGUCUCUUCUCCCUGAGCAAAGAAGCUUUUAAUAAGUAAAAGUUUGACGUCCGAUGCUUUACUAAAAGCGCUAAUCAUCCUUGCGUAAUUUUUCAAGAUGACGGCAAACCGAUGAGACCUCUGAUACCUUUCGAGACUGCAAGGAUCUAUCUGCGAAGGAUCGGCCGUGGUAAAGUACCAAAAGUUAAUCGUUCAACGCCCGACGGGAUGCUGGGACGCCAGGACCACGUUUAGGCUGAUGAAGGGACAAAGACAAGACGUUGGAAGAGGCGACAUUGACGGACUAAUAAAAACUCGAGAAGAAGUCCCUGGACAUUGCAGAGCGGCAGGCUGGGUACACGCGGCUGCUGGACAAACAUCGAGCAGAGAGAUAGCCCUGGGAGUAAAGCCGCAAUGCAAACACCUCUGGUUUCCGUUGAACCCACAACGUGAAAAUUCAAGUCCUUGAAGUCGUCCUGUACCGGCAAUCCUUUCGGUCCUUUUGAUACUCGUAGUUGUUUUAAAUUUACGAGCAACGUACGACUAGGAAUUAAUUUUGGAAAAAUGUCUUUGUCUGUCUUUUACGCGUUGUAACAAAAGUCUCAAUCUUAAGGAUCCAAGGAUGUGCAUUGUGUUACUAAUGUUUGGGUACUUUGGAGGAGUGCGACAAUUUCGCAGUAACGUUAAAUUCGACUGGUCGCUUUAGACUGUAAGUUUCACGGGGGAGACAAGGUCAUCCGAGUAGGUUAAUAGACAUUUUUCAUGAGGUAUUAUUUCUGGGGUGUAGAAAAGGAUUGAGAAUUCUAAACCACUCUGCGGAAAAGUUGGGGGAAGAUUGUAAUUAAAAAUACGAAGGAGACGAGGGUAAACGAGUCUAUUUGCAAUUCAAAUGUCCCGGGUCCUCGUGUGACUUUUUGCAGAAUGUCAUCCUAGCGAAAGAACGGGUUUCAGCUGAACGAUGAAGAGGGACGGAACGGACUGAGAAAGAAAGAAGAUGUGAAAAGAGAAGAAUGGAUGGAUUGUAGUGUAGGGAUUGAAGAACAGAGAAUCGGGAUAAAUUAUCAGGCGGUACAAGUCGAGUUAAGGGUUAAUGUUGGCCAAAAAUCCGAAGACUCCUUUUCCAUAGGAAAAAUUGAAGGAACCCAAAGGAUCCCUUCUCGACGUUGUCCUCAGUCGUCGUUUUCCCUAUUACUGUGAUUUUUCUGACCUAAGGCCUUUCAUCUCACCACACGCAUCCGUUCACUUCUACUUGACAAAUCCUUUGCUAUUCUGUCAAGGUGGCCAGAUAAUACGAAGCGAUAUCGAGAAGUCUCCUUUCCUUUUUUUCCAAAGGAUGCUGUGAGAGUUUCAAGAGUGGAUAUAACAUAGUACUAGAAAGGAUCGAGAGUCCGUUGGGAGUUAGUCUGAACGGACUUUCCUAAAAUUCUGUUUUUCUUCAAAACGAUACUUAUCAAACUGAUGCAUUUCGAACGAUCAACAAUCAGCCCAGACCUUCGUCCCUUGAACGGACAAAAGGGAAAAGAGUCCAGCUUAGAUAAAAAAUAUUUUUCGUGUUGUAUCGUUGCUGGUAUAUAGGUUUCAUGAUAUUUAGGCACAUAACGUAUUAUAUAGAAUAUAUUCAUUGGUCUAGGAAAUUCCCAGAAACCCCUGUGAUCCGUCCGCACCUUUUACUUUUCUCCUAAUCCCUGUCAGUGUCGCUGCUGGCAUUGCUGGUAUAGAGUAAGCAACUAACGAGAUAUUGGUAAGCAAAUUAGCCGCGACGACCCUAUAGAGCAAAGCCAGGGAUGCGCUGAUACACGUUUUACUAUAAAUAUAAGCAGAAAUAAACAGGGUCUCGGUUAAGCCGAGCAAUUCAAUUUAGGAGCCACCCCCUAUAUAAGGAGGCCCUGGGGUGUUGUGUGCGUUUAAACUAACCCACAUUCUUAGUUCGCGUACACUGCAGUAGAUAACAAAUUUAUCUGUCGACUUCUAGUAAAAUUUCUACGCAGAUUGUUCCACGCUAUAAUAUAAUUGAAGGAUCCGUAUGUCCGUGUGAUGUUUACUUGGUGGCUGGAUGCGACGGUUUUUCUAGAGCAUUUUUUUUAAAGUCUAUCACGAGGCUCAUCCGGGUGAAGAUGGGUUGCGAGAAAUCUGACAAGGAGGUCGAGGCACCACCGGAGGAUACCAAUGACUACGUUCUACAUCUUCCACGAGCACUAAAUAUCGAGGAGAAGAAAUAUCUUUUGGCCGUGGAACGUGGUGAUCUACCGAAUGUCAGGAGAAUAUUGCAAAUGGCUAAUAAUGCCAACGUGACCGUAAAAUCAGUGGAUGUUAAUUGCAUGGAUAGCUUAGGACGUAGUGCAAUAAUUCUGGCUAUAGAAUCGGAGAAUCUGGAAAUGGUGGAACUCCUUGUAGUUAUGGGAGUGGAGACGAAGGACGCUCUACUUCAUGCUAUCGACCAGGAAUUCGUUGAGGCUGUAGAACUACUUCUGGAGCACGAGGAACUGCUUAGGACCAAUGAAUUAAAUCAGGAGCAACCUCCCGACGCCAAGGAGAUCGUACACAGUUGGCAGAGAGUCGAUGCAGCUUCUUCAAGAUAUCCGCCGGAUAUGACGCCAUUGGUCUUGGCGGCACAGCGUAAUAAUUAUGAAAUUUUGAAAUUGUUACUCGACAGAGGCGCCACCCUCCCAAUGCCUCACGACGUCAAAUGCGGCUGUGAUGAUUGCUUACGCUGUGCAACAGGUGAUCCACUGCGACUUUCCAGUACGAGAAUAUCAGAAUACAAAGCACUGGCUAGUCCUAGUUUGAUCGCUCUGAGUUCUUCGGACCCGUUAAUGACGGCCUUUCAAUUAAGCUGGGAAUUGCGAGAACUAGCAAUUGCUGAACCGGAAAAUCGUGUCGAAUACUUGAGAUUAAGAAGACAGGUCGAGAAGUUCGCUGUCGACUUGCUCCAACAAGCCAGAACCACUGCAGAACUAAAUACCAUUCUAAAUCACGAUCCGCAAGAGGAUGGCGCUGAAAAUCCUAAGCAAUUGGCCAGAUUGGAAUUGGCCAUUCAAUACAAGCAGAAGCGCUUUGUUUCUCAUGCACAUGUGCAGCAACUGCUAGCUGCUAUUUGGUACGACGGUGUUCCUGGAUUUCGUAGGAUGUCCAGCAUUCGACGUGUCGGAAUUAUUCUCAAGACUGCUCUACUGUUUCCUUUUUACUGUAUCAUCUAUCUCCUGGCACCAGAUUCAAGGAUUGGUCAGCUAUUGCGUAGACCAUUCAUGAAAUUUCUUAUUCACGCUUCAGCCUACCUAUUCUUCCUUUUGAUUCUCAUUUUGGUAUCGCAGAGAGCCGAGGUGGAGGUAUUAAGAUUAUUUGGAAAUGAUCAGACGAGCAGAUUGCUUGAUGAGGAUCUGAUGAAGCAACGUGGUAGUAGUCCAUCGCCAUUGGAAUGUCUUAUCGUGAUAUACGUGGUGGGAUUCAUCUGGCAAGAAACGCGAGAGGUAUACGUUGAUGGGCUACGUGCUUAUCUCCGGGAUCUUUGGAACUUUAUUGACUUCACCAGGAACACCCUCUACGUCGCCACUGCCAUUCUGAGAGUGGCGGCUUACAUGCAGCAAACGGCGGAAAUAGAAGUGGAUCGAUCUGCUGCUCUUAUUCCUAGGGAAAGAUGGGGUGACUUUGAUCCUCAAUUAAUAGCUGAGGGUCUCUUCGCUGCGGCUAAUAUCUUCAGCGCCCUUAAACUUGUUCAUUUAUUCAGCAUAAAUCCACAUCUUGGUCCUCUGCAGAUAUCCCUUGGAAGAAUGAUCAUUGAUAUUGUCAAAUUUUUUUUCAUAUAUACUCUCGUUCUAUUUGCCUUUGCUUGCGGCCUCCAUCAAUUACUUUGGUACUUUGCUGAGCUGGAGAAAAGCAAGUGUUACAGUGGCAUUUCUGAUCCUGAAUGGGAUGCAGCGAGCAAUGCUUGUAUACGUUGGCGAAGGUUCAGUAGCUUAUUUGAAUCUUGUCAAAGUCUGUUUUGGGCCAGUUUUGGUGAAAUUGGAUUAGACACAUUUGAACUGACUGGUAUCAAGUCUUAUACUAGAUUCUGGGGUCUUCUCAUGUUUGGCUCUUAUUCUGUUAUCAAUGUAAUUGUUCUCUUAAAUCUACUGAUUGCCAUGAUGAGUAACAGUUAUGCACUGAUCGAGAAACAUGCGGAUACUGAAUGGAAAUUUGCCAGGACGAAAUUGUGGAUGAGUUACUUUGAAGAAGGUGGUACACUUCCACCCCCAUUUAAUAUAUUUCCAAAGCCAAAAAUGUUUUUGCGGCUUUGUGGAUUUUAUAAAAAGAAUGCUGCCAAACGUUAUAGCAUGCGGAGACGAGCGAGGGAGCACAAACACAGUGCCGUCAUGAGAGCUUUGGUAUGGAGGUAUGUGGUAAAUGCACAUUCCCAGCAUGAAAUGGAAGCAGUUACUGAGGACGACAUUCAUGAAUUGAAAUCUAGCUUGUCGUCCUGGCGUUGUGAACUUCUUGACAUCCUCGAGAAGAAUGGAAUGGACAUUGCUGGGAUCGACACAAAGGAGAAAACAAUUCCUGCAAAGAGGAUGCGGGUUUGGGAGAGGAGGCUGAUGAAAGACUACCAGUUUGCUGGUCCUGUGACUGGAUUAACCGACGAAGAUAAUCAGGAAGAACUGGCACUGCAGCAGCCUCUGGAAGGAGAAGACAAUAUUGCAAGAUGGAAAAGAGUAGCAAGACUGGCAGUGCUUAGAUCAGCAGAAGCACGUUGGGGACAGGUGGUCAAUAGCGUAGUACAAAGCUCUCAAAUUGGUAAGAGCAAUAGUAGAGCCUCGUUGCAAAGUAAGCAAAGUCUAAAGAGAGCCAUGGAGGAGGCGCGUAGACUCACUGACAGGAGUCCUCUGCCUCCUGUCAGUCCAGUUGACCUUCCGCAGAGUACAGCUGCUACUAUUUUGCAUGUCCUUCAUGAUAUUGUGGAGACUAACAAUGUAUCACUUCCUGAUACAUCUAGAUUGUCUGUUACACCGGAACCUCAAGUUUCUCCAAGUCAGUCUAAGCCACCAGCUGCUAUGGGAUAUGAGGAUGAGAAAUAUAAGAGGAGUCCGCAGCCUUUAGUCUCCUUGAAAACAAGUCCUCCUCGUGUGGUAAAAAGAAAAGCACCCAAGAGCAAUCUUCAGAAUUUAUCAUCCUCAAUAGCUGGCACUGCAAAUGGAAGAUUGAAUGGAAUACCAAAUUAUAAUUUCAACUGCUCUAAUAGAAAACCAAUUGGAGAUAACAAUAGUCAACAAUCUAAUAUGUCAAAGAUUACACAGAGUUCGAAUGUAGCAAUGAAUUCUGGAAGUUCCCCUGAAAGCACACACACGAAGCAGUGCUCUAAUGUAUUUGCUUCCGGAACAAGUUCUAUCGUUGAUGGAAAUUUGUUAAGACCCAGAUCCAGAGUGAUGUCAAGUCCCAAUAACUUACCAGAAGUAGCUAUUAUUCCAGUUACACCAGAACUAGGAACUCAAAAGAAAGAUGACAGGCAGAGAUUGGUUAAAAUCGAACCAAAAUCACCUCGGAUAGCUACCAGAAGAUCUCCCAUAAGAUCUCCCAGAAGAGGUGGCGGUUGGUUAUAAGUCUAAAGAAGCAUUUUGAAAUGUUUAAUUCAGAGUUAUAAAGACGUUUUUUGCGUAUACAGGCCUUGAAAUGCUCAGGGUGCUAUUUUGUCUUGUCUUAGCGAAACACAUGAUCUAUAAUUUCUUGAAGGAUCGAUGUCAAGUUAAAAUGAAAUUCAAUUAAUGAAUCAUGUGUAUUUAUUAUUCUCUUCGCUACAAAUACAUUGUUCUCCAUGGA